GUUGGACUUGAAGGGGCUCUACGUGACGGCUGAGGAGUGGGCAGGCAACACUUCUGAACGGAGCGCAGCAGUGCAGCACAGUUCAGACACGCAGAGAGGAGAGGAGCCGUGCGGAGAGACGGGUGCCCAUCCGUUAACUAGCUGGAGGAACGCACACUAACAAUCCCUUAUGGCUGCUUGAGAAAUAACCAAACACCCCCCCUCCCCCUUUUUUCUCUUUCUCUGGGACUUUUGGCUUUUUAGUAUUGUCCUGACCAGAAGUUGUUGCAAGUCGAGUUAGUUUCUCCAAGUUGAAAAGUGAAUCCACUUGCCGGGGACGUCUCUGGCGGUCAUGGAUACCCAUAUAAGAUGGAAAGUUAAACGGACGAUAAGGGACGCCCAAAUCACUUUAGCGGUGAUUCUGCUUUUUGUCACAUCGCAAGCAAGUUCAGUGGAACCAGCAGACCUCUUGAAGAUAUUAGAUUUUCACAGUUUACCCGAGGGUGUUCUAAAAACAACGGGUCUCUGCUCACAUCGGAAGUCAACACAAGGACCCGAUGUCGCCUACAGAGUUUCCAAAGACGCCCAGCUGAGCGCCCCCACCCAACAGCUGUAUCCAGGUGAUGUGUUCCCGGAGGACUUUUCCAUCUUGGCCACAGUGAAGCCUAAGAAGGGCAGCCAGUCCUUCCUGCUGUCUGUGUACAAUGAGCAGGGCAUCCAGCAGCUCGGGCUGGAGGUGGGCCGUUCUCCAGUGUUCCUGUACGAGGACCACACAGGCAAACCCAGCCCCGAGGACUACCCCCUCUUCAGAGGAGUCAACCUGGCUGACGGAAAAUGGCAUCGAGUGGCCAUCAGUGUGCACAAGCAGACCAUCACCCUCAUUCUGGACUGUAAAAAGAAGACCACCCAGAAGCUGCUCCGAAGCCCCCACCCCAUCAUCGAUACCAGGGGAAUUGUAGUUUUUGGAACUAGAAUACUUGAUGAAGAAGUCUUCGAGGGAGACAUCCAGCAGCUAUUGAUUGUAGGAGACCAUCGUGCUGCCUAUGACUACUGUGAGCACUACAGUCCUGAUUGUGAAGUGCCCAUGCCCGACCAGCCUCAGAACCAGGACCCCAACACCGAUGAAUAUAACACAGAGGAGGACAGCUACUAUUACGAGUACCCUUACUAUGAGGACACCGAGGGAAAGCCUCUUGAAUCAACAUCUGAUGCUGAGACGACAAAAGAAGUCAAGGUGGCAGAUGAAGACAGCGUGUUGUCUGAAGUGGAGGAGGCUCUGAGGGAUUCUGGUGCCAUCGGCGGCAAAGUGACCUCCAUCACCAGCAGCUCAUCCGCUGGCUCAUCCGCUGGCUCUUCAUCCAGCUCCACAGGAACUGCCACUGCCGGAGGAGAAGCCUACGGAGAGGAGACCAGCCCUUACGAAAGUUACGAUGGCUACGGUAACUACGAGACCUACUACGACGAGGCCACGGCAGCCCCAGAUACAGACUCCUCCCGACGGGUCACCAUCACCAGCAGCAGCACCGGCACCGGGGGCGAGGUGGACCUGGAGGCAGGGGGAAAGAUUGACUUGAGUUCAGCCUCCAGCAUCGAAAGGCGGGUCACCGGUGGAGAAGGAUCUUCAAUCACCAUGACCGCCAAUGAGACAUCAGUUGCAACUUCCGUUGGUGACUAUGGUGAUGAGUAUGAUUAUGGCACCGAUGACGCUUAUAGCCUUGGUGGUGGAGAUGGAGGAGGCAGCAGCAGCAGCAGUUCAGUCCAUGACAGUGCAGGUGGAGGAGAUGGAGGAGGCAGCAGCAGCAGUUCAGUCCAUGUCAGUGGAGGUGGAGGAGAUGGAGGAGGCAGCAGCAGUUCAGUCCAUGUCAGUGGAGGUGCAGGAGAUGGAGGAGGAGGCAGCAGCAGCAGCAGUUCAGUCCAUGUCAGUGGAGGUGCAGGAGAUGGAGGAGGCAGCAGCAGCAGCAGCAGUUCUACCAUCACUAUCGGGGGCGGGUCUUCCUCUGCGGGGGGAUCUUCCACCACCGGAGGGGGAUCAGCCAGCACCGGAGCAGGGGGCUCCAUCGCCACAGGAACAGGCCUGGGUGUUGAAGGAGAGGGAGACUACACAGACCUGGAUGGGUUCAAGGAGGAGCACCUCAGCGAAUACGGCGAUUUAGACUCGUACGGCACCUACGAUGAUCUCGACUAUGGCGACGAGGGCAAAGUGCUGCCUGCUGAGACCGGGACAGAUUAUGGACAGGUCCACGGAGCCCGUGGCGAGAAGGGACAGAAGGGAGAGCCUGCUGUUAUUGAGCCUGGAAUGUUAGUGGAGGGCCCGUCUGGGCCUGAAGGGCCAACAGGCCUCCCCGGACCCCCAGGUUCUUCUGGCCAACCAGGCAGUUCUGGAGAUUCUGGAGAGAGGGGUCCUACUGGUCGUGCUGGUCUUUCCGGUGCUGAUGGUCUGCCCGGACCCCCUGGUACUGUCCUGAUGCUGCCUUUCAGAAUGAGUUCUGGUGGUGACUCCGGACAGAAGGGCCCUGCUGUGUCAGCACAGGAGUCCCAGAUGCAAGCCAUCAUGCAGCAGGCUAGGCUGGCUAUGCGCGGCCCUACAGGUCCGAUGGGUUUGACUGGCAGGUCCGGCCCUCUGGGUCCUCCCGGGGGCUCAGGCCUGAAGGGAGAGUCUGGAGACUCAGGUGUUCAGGGACCACGUGGACCCUUGGGCACCUCUGGACCCUCUGGAAAGCCUGGCAGAAGGGGUCGUUCUGGAGCCGACGGUGCCAGGGGCAUGCCGGGACAGUCUGGAACCAAGGGAGACCGAGGCUUUGAUGGUCUUUCCGGACUUCCUGGUGAAAAAGGACACAGAGGUGAAUCUGGACCCUCUGGACCUCAUGGUGGUCCUGGAGAGGAUGGAGAAAGGGGAGAUGAUGGAGAGAUCGGGCCCCGGGGACUUCCUGGCGAAUCAGGGCCCCGCGGUUUGCUCGGACCAAAAGGACCUCAGGGACCCUCUGGACCCCCUGGUGUUACUGGGAUGGAUGGACAACCUGGACCCAAAGGAAACAUUGGACCUCAAGGAGAACCAGGACCUCCUGGACAGCAAGGAAACCCAGGAACCAUGGGUCUUGCAGGGCCCCAAGGAGCCAUCGGACCCCCAGGAGACAAGGGACCUUUUGGAAAACCAGGCUUGCCAGGAAUGCCAGGAGCUGACGGCCCACCGGGUCACCCGGGAAAGGAAGGGCCUAACGGAGAGAAAGGACACCUGGGCCCUGCUGGCCCUCAAGGACCCCUUGGUUAUCCCGGGCCCCGAGGUGUGAAGGGAGCCGACGGUGUCCGCGGUCUGAAAGGACACAAGGGUGGAAAGGGAGAAGAUGGAUUCCCCGGCCUCAAGGGAGAUUUGGGAAUCAAGGGCGACAGGGGAGAGCUCGGCCCAGGAGGACCCAGAGGAGAGGACGGUCCUGAGGGUCCCAAGGGUCGCUCAGGUCUCUUAGGAGAUUCUGGUCCUCUCGGCCCAUCUGGUGAGAAGGGUAAACUCGGAGUUCCCGGACUCCCCGGAUACCCAGGAAGACAAGGACCAAAGGGAUCUCAAGGUUUCCAAGGAUUCCCAGGAGCCAAUGGAGAGAAAGGAGCUCGGGGAUUGGCAGGGAAGUCUGGCCCACGCGGACAGAGGGGACCAACGGGGCCUCGAGGAGAGAGAGGACCAAGGGGACCAACAGGAAAGAAUGGACCAAAGGGUACCUCAGGAAAUGACGGCCCACCAGGACCUCUUGGCGAGAGGGGUCUGCCAGGGCCUCAGGGACCAACAGGUUUCCCAGGACCAAAGGGCCCUCCUGGACCCGCAGGAAAAGACGGACUGCCCGGACAUCCUGGACAGAGAGGAGAGACUGGAUUCCAAGGCAAGACUGGCCCUCCUGGCCCCCCAGGUGUGGUUGGACCUCAGGGACCAACAGGUGAGACUGGACCAAUGGGAGAUCGCGGUCAUCCUGGACCCCCAGGCCCACCUGGUGAGCAGGGUCUACCUGGAUCUGCAGGAAAGGAAGGAGCCAAGGGUGACCCCGGUCCUGCUGGCCCAGUCGGUAAGGAUGGCCCUCCUGGACUCAGAGGUUUCCCCGGAGAGAGAGGUCUGCCCGGCCCUGUGGGGGCUCACGGCCUGAAAGGAAGCGAAGGACCCCAUGGCCCACCUGGACCCGCUGGUUCUCCUGGUGAGCGCGGCCCUGCUGGCCCAGCCGGACCUACAGGUCUGCCUGGACGUUCCGGACCCCAGGGACCCCCGGGGCCUUCCGGAGAGAAAGGAGGACCCGGAGAGAAAGGACCUCAAGGCCCAGCUGGAAGAGAUGGUAUUCAGGGACCUGUGGGUCUGCCCGGCCCUGGAGGACCUCCUGGACCCCCCGGAGAGGACGGAGACAAGGGAGAGCUUGGAGAGUCCGGCCAGAAAGGAGGCAAGGGUGACAAAGGAGAGCAUGGUCCACCUGGUCCCACCGGCCCUCAAGGACCUGUUGGAGCACCCGGUCCAGCUGGUGCGGAUGGAGAGCCCGGUCCCAGAGGUCAGCAGGGUCUGUUUGGCCAGAAGGGAGAUGAAGGAUCCAGAGGAUUCCCCGGACCUCCAGGUCCAGUUGGUCUGCAGGGCUUGCCUGGUCCCCCCGGCGAGAAAGGUGAAACUGGAGACGUUGGUCAAAUGGGUCCACCCGGUCCACCUGGUCCCAGAGGCCCCUCAGGACCCCCAGGAGCUGACGGCCCUCAGGGACCUCCCGGUGGCAUUGGAAACCCUGGCUCUGUUGGAGAAAAGGGAGCUGCUGGAGAAACAGGAGUGCCCGGACUUCAGGGAGAACUCGGAGGACCAGGUCCAAGAGGAGAGAGAGGAGAGAAGGGAGAGUCUGGUCCAGCUGGUACAUCAGGACCCCCCGGCCCUAAGGGUCCCCCUGGAGAUGACGGUCCCAAAGGAAGCCCCGGUCCAAGUGGUUUCCCUGGUGACCCUGGUCCCCCUGGAGAGCCCGGUGCAGCUGGAUUAGAUGGACCCGCUGGUGACAAGGGAGAUGACGGAGAGGCUGGUCAAGCUGGUUCUCCUGGACCCACUGGAGAGUCUGGUCCCUCUGGACCCCCAGGAAAGAGAGGCCCCCAUGGAAUAUCAGGACCUGAGGGAAGACAAGGAGAGAAGGGAACUAAGGGAGAGACUGGUUUGGAAGGUCCCCAAGGAAAGACAGGCCCCGUUGGUCCUCAAGGAUCACCUGGCAAGCCCGGUUCUGAAGGCCUGCGGGGUAUCCCUGGCCCAGUUGGAGAGCAAGGUCUUCCUGGUUCUCCAGGCCCAGAUGGACCUCCGGGACCCAUGGGUCCUCCUGGUUUACCUGGUAUGAAAGGAGAUUCUGGCGUUAAAGGAGAAAAGGGCCAUCCUGGGCUUAUUGGUCUUAUCGGACCCCCAGGAGAACAGGGAGAGAAGGGUGACCGUGGUCUGCCCGGCCCCCCAGGACAACAUGGCUCCAAGGGAGACAAUGGUAUUGCCGGUCCUUCAGGUCCUCUCGGUCCCCUCGGCCCCCCUGGACUACCUGGUCCAUCUGGUCCUAAAGGAGCUAAAGGGUCAUCUGGUCAAACUGGACCGAAGGGAGAGACCGGUACAUCUGGACCUCCUGGCCAACCUGUAAGGCCCCCCCCCGGCGAUGUCAUCCACCCCCUCCCCAUGAUGUCCAACGUGAAGGGCAGAACUCGCAGGAACAUCGAUGCCAGCGAGGUGAUGGACGACAUGCCUGCAGAUACCAACUACAAGGACUACGAAGACGAUGAGGAAAUCUUUGGCUCGCUCAACUCCCUGAAGCUGGAGAUCGAGCAGAUGAAGCAUCCGAUGGGAACGCAGAGCAACCCGGCGCGUACCUGUAAAGACCUGCAGCUCUGCCACCCCGACUUCCCCGAUGGUGAGUACUGGAUUGAUCCAAACCAGGGCUGCUCUCGGGACUCCUUCAAGGUUUACUGCAACUUCACAGCAGGAGGAGAGAGCUGCAUCUUCCCAGAUAAGAAGUCUGAAGGGGCUAGGCUCACAUCCUGGGUAAAGGAGAAUCCCGGCUCCUGGUUCAGUGAAUUCAAACGUGGUAAACUGCUCUCCUAUGUGGAUGCCGAGGGUAGCCCCGUCAGCGUGGUCCAGAUGACCUUCAUGCGGCUGCUGAGCGCGGCUGCCAGACAGAACAUGACGUACAACUGCUACCAGUCGGUGGCCUGGCACGACCAGGAGCAGGACGGCUACGACAAGGCCAUCCGCUUCCUGGGCUCCAACGAUGAGGAGAUGUCUUACGAUAACAACCCCUACAUCCGCGCAGUGGUCGACGGCUGUGCGUUGAAAAAGGGUUAUGAAAAGACAGUACUUGAGAUCAACACGCCAAAGGUGGAGCAGGUGCCUAUUGUGGACAUUAUGUUCAACGACUUUGGCGGCUCCGCGCAGAAGUUUGGAUUUGAAGUGGGCCCCGUCUGUUUCAUCGGCUAAGACUGUUUACUGAACAAAUGGAGAAAAAAAAGCAUAUAUUUCUUUUCUCAGAGAAAAAAAAAAACUAUUGAAAAAGAAUAGGACAAUUCUAUUUGUAAAAAAGUAACUUUUUUUUCCAUAAAGCAACAAGUAUGAGUAAAAAUGAAAUCAAGUGAAAUUCUAUAGGAAUAGAGGAAAAUAACCUUGAAACCUCAGUGUGCCUUCUCCAUCACAUGCACGUUUUGAAACUGGAUGUCAGAUCCUGCCUUCUACACAAACAACCCUAGCCCCAUGCCACCAUUCUCCAUUUAGAUUUAGACAUGGAAGGCGACCCUGAGAGCUCCAACCGUUCCAGACGCUCGCUGCAUUUGCCACGGACUCCAUCUGAUUUGGCUCUUUGUUUUCCUUUCAGUUCUGAUCUCAUGUUUUCCCGCCUCUCCCCGGCUUAUUCCACUUGUCCUUUGUUGUUUUGUUCGCUCAUUCACUACGGGAGCUUUGUUUGUGCAUAAUUCUCUCCCCAUUCCCUUGGAAUGGACCAUAUAUAUAUAAAUAUAUAUAAAUAAUUUUUAUGUUUGUAAGUACAUUCUGUAUAUUUUUCAUGGUAAUUUGUAUUGCCUCUGGCUUCAAAACAUGCAUGUGACCUUUUCAUUGUGAGGUAGGAUACGAUGGAUACAGGGGUAACAUCUAAAAAAGAAAAUGGUAGAAAUAUAUCAAAAGUGAGGAAAUUCGACUUGUAAAUUAAAAAAACUCAAAAGAAACAAAUUGGGAAGUCCUGUCUUGUUGCGGUUGUGGAGCACACCUUGUUGUAAUUUAAGAACAGAAUGGAAAUAAAAGACGAAAACAAGCUAUGUGAUAUUAUGUGAUUUGCAUAACGAACGACCACAAAAAAUACAUUCCUCCUUUUGUGCCCUCUGAACAGAACACCCAGCUUGGUGGUUAAUAUUAUUAACUUAAUAAACAGCUUCUAUUUUUUUUUUCUUCAAAUACACAUCUAUCUGACUAUGCAAUGGGAAGUGAUGUCACAUUGAAAUGAAAACACAAAGAAAUCAAAUCCUAGGUGCUAUUUUCUCUCUUCUGUGGUGCUACAGUAUGUGUUUUUCUAAUUUGUGUUGUUUGAAUGAAAGAAAAUGUGUGGUGAUAAUAUUCCACCGCCAGCAGCCCCCUUGACUCUUUACCACCACAUCCGACGCAGGUGGAUCUUUGCUGCAUCUAUUUACUUGUUUUUCUUCAAAUGUUCAGCAGUGGUGUUUGCAUGCCAUUUCUCUACACAUCCACUCACAGAUCAGUGCAGCAUGGCGGCGUAUGUUGUCUCCUGCUUCAGCGGACUGCACAAACUUGUACAAAUGUUGGAAUAACGAGAGGAAAGAUGGUGCUGCUGGCUUUGCAUAUCAUUGCUCUAAGAAGCUGCAUCAUGGCUCUUGGUGUUGGAUCAUCUGUGCCACAUCAAACUGAUGAAGUUGAGAAGUGGACAUGUUGUGAUUGGGCCAAAGCAUCCAAAAAGGGAUAUGGGAUAAGUUUUGUUUGGUGUAUGAAACCCUAAACGCUUCCACCAAAGGUUUUCAGGUAUAUUAAUAUAGCUUUAAGGGCCAUGGUGGCUUGAAAUCUUUUUCUUUAAAUGGGAAACAACUUGAAAAGUAUUUGUUCUCACAGUAGAAGCAGGUCAUCAGAUGAAAGCGUUGGCUCAUGCAGCAUCAAAGAUUGCUUGUUGGUCUUUUGUUUUUGCCCUUAUUGUAAUUAUGCUCUUUGUUUAAACUAUGCACUCUCUAUGCUUAUGACCACUAGUAUCUACCACAGAAUUCUACCGCUCUUCAUACAUAGGUUUUCUGUUUUUUAAAUCUUUAAAUAUGUGACUUGAACCAUUUCUGUUAAGAUAACUCAAUAUGCUUGUAGAUCUUUGGCUUUAUUUUUCAUUGUGAUGCAGUACACCCAAAUUUAACACUUUCCUCUCAAAAAGAAAAAGGAGAAACAACAUUUUUGUAAAUGUCCAGAACCAGCAGUGAUGCUGCCAUUGUUUUUGUUUCCUUUCAUUUUGUAGAUUUCCGUUUGUCUGUCUGUUUGUUUGUUUUUCACAGUCUUUGUCAAACCUGUGUAAGGAUAAAAGGAUAGAAGUUAUAUUGGUUUUUAUGUCAAUAAAUUCAAGUUUACUGUGGCCAUCCACUCUUGUAUGUCUUUUGAAGCAUUAAAACCUAUCUGUAUGCAUGAAAUUGUAAUGUUUUUUUCUCUUGCUGUUUUGUAGUGACAUGAUCUCUAGUCCACAUUUUAUUCAUCAUGAAACAUCCCUUUUCUAAUGGUACGGAUGAAUAAAGGUCAUGUCCACAAUUGUGAAGUUGAGGGAAAAUGAUGAACUUGUAACUCUACCAAAGCCAAUGUUCUAUUGUAGUAUAUUUAUUGUAUUAUUUAAAAUAAAAAAUAAAUGUUAAAUGAUACC
Messenger RNA from Trematomus bernacchii (emerald rockcod), 8822 nucleotides. RefSeq names its product procollagen, type V, alpha 1 (gene col5a1). Gene Ontology annotation, molecular function: extracellular matrix structural constituent. The record is from RefSeq and is a predicted model, not a curated record. NCBI's taxonomy places the organism in Eukaryota, Metazoa, Chordata, Actinopteri, Perciformes, Nototheniidae.